Messenger RNA from Notolabrus celidotus (New Zealand spotty), 3243 nucleotides. RefSeq names its product T cell activation inhibitor, mitochondrial (gene tcaim). NCBI's taxonomy places the organism in Eukaryota, Metazoa, Chordata, Actinopteri, Labriformes, Labridae. The coding region runs from base 166 to 1644 and encodes 492 amino acids. The transcript has 11 exons. The record is from RefSeq and is a predicted model, not a curated record. Gene Ontology annotation, cellular component: mitochondrion.
CUCAUUAAACCAUAAACGAAGAAGAAGAGGGGAGGUAAACAGCUAAUGCUAACAGCUCUGUGAGGGUAGAAUCAGCUGUGUACCUGCUGUCAGCGCUCAGGUGGACUCACACAGGUGUGAUGGACUGAGGACUUAAAGCUCACCUGAUGACAGCCAGCAGCAGAGAUGUCUGUGAGCUGCCUCUUGAGAUACACCUUCAGGCUGGAGAGGAAACACGUUGCGGCUCAUUUUGUCCCUCGCCGCUCUCUGUCAGGAGCAGAAGCCGUCAACGCUCUCAGACCGUUUUAUUUCGCCGUCCAUCCGGACUUCUUCGGUCAACAUCCCAGAGAACGAGAGGUGAACGAGAACUCCUUAAAGAGGCUGAACGGUUACCUUGACAACCUGCAGAAGCCCGGCUCUCGCUCUCUCCAGCCCAUGAAGCUCACGUUUUAUGUGAGAGACACAAAGGACAGCAGUGACGAGCAGCCGGACCUGCUCUUUUCAGGGUUCCGCUCGGUGAGUUUCACUCUGCAGACCGACGACGUGUUGAGCACAGUGAUGAACGUGUUGAAGUCCUGCAGUCUGCCUGUGGAGCACAUGAAAGGACUGAAGGGAGGCACAGACCCGUCUAAAGCUGCACCUGGGGCAGGUGUGCCUUUCUACAGACCCAUCAGGUGGGACAAGAGCUACUACAGCUUCACCGGCUUCAGAGACCCAGAGCAGGAGCUGCAGCAGGCCCGCCGGGUGGAGCCCACACUCAGCGUCUGGCUCAGGAACAACGAGCCUGAGGCUACCAAGAAGUACAGCGCAAGUCUUCCUCGCAGAGAGGAGCUGAGCAGACUGAAGGAGGAGCUGUGCCACAGAUUUCACCUGUCUGACAUCAGGUGGCAGCGUAGUUGGGGAGUAGCCCACAGGUGCAGUCAGCUGCAGAGUCUGAGCCGGCUCUCUCAGCAGAACCCUGAAGUCCUGAUCAACCUGCAAGGGCACACAGUCACCUUCUCCGACCAAUCAGGGAUGAAUGCUUCAGGACAGGUUAUGUUAGGAACCAUGGAUGUCCAUCACCAGUGGACCAAGCUGUUGGAGCAGCUGCCCAGCUAUCGCAGCCUGCAGCAGCAGACGGACUGGCUGAAGGAGCGGAUCAGCCUCCUGCUGGGGGGGACUCAGGUAGUCCAGAAGGAGAGCCUAGGACCGGUUCAGCCUAUCGCGGAGCACUACAGCACCCUGAACACCUUCCACAAGAACCUUCUGUCAGGACGGCUCCACCUGCACCCCCGCAGCCUGCAGGGCCUCACCAUGCUACUGGAGAAUGACCGCUCUGACCCCAGCCUCCACGAGACCGGACACUUCCUCAUACCCACAAACUGUGACCCGCCCAAGCUGCAGGUCUUCCUCCAGAGCCAUGCCCCCGAGGCCAGACAGCGCACGCAGCGCCGGAAACAGCUGCAGGCCGAGGAGGACAUGCUACUGAAGCUGAGUCUCCACACAUUGUCUCUGAGGAGUCUGUCCAAGGAGCCCAGCGUCUCAUCCUCUCAGAUGAUCCAGUGCUGUCGGAGGCUGGUGGAGCAGCCGUCCCCCCUCCUGCAGGGACUCCACCUCUGCGUCUCCCACUUCUUCUCCGUCAUGCAGGACGGGGACCUGUGUGUCCCCUGGGACUGGAAGAGCUGAGGAGGACUCUGAAACACCCUGCAGGUCGUCUGGUAGUGUUUAGACGUAUCUCUGGAUCCUCCUUUAGACGGCAGGAGAUCACAGGAGGACACCAUCACCUGUUCAUUACUGCUUUAUUCUCCUGCUGGAGGACAGACGGAGGAGGACUCAGGGGUGUCUGACCUGACGGUGAGGACUUCCUGAGGAAGUGAUUCAUGAGAAAGGGAAGAAGUCUUUGUUUGAAACUAAACUUUGAUCCAGUCCUCUGAGUGAUGCAGACUCUGAGAACUGUCAGCUGUGAUCAGUGUCGACAUGCUGCAAGGGUCGAACAGGGAGGAGACAAGGACAUGCAAGAAGACUUUUUUAAAGGUGCUGAGGUCCAGACAGGUACAUGGAGUCACGGAGUCACAGAGUCUUUGUUUGUUUUUAGAGAAUGAUGAGUGUUAAAGCAACAUGUGUGACUCAUAUCUGAACUAGAGUCUGAGUCUGCAGCAGAGGAAGGGUUAACAGACUGAAGAGUCUGCGGAGCUUCAUCUGCUCUCCUUGUUUGUGUUGAAGAAUCAUCCUGAAGAAGAACAUUCAUAUAUAUUUAUUUAAUGAACUAAACACAGGUUAGGUCUGAGCGUCAGGAUCACUUUAGCCUCUUAAAGGAAAGUUUUCAGCUCGGCCUCUUUGAGACCGUCUGCAGAGGAUCCUGGUCUGAUUCUGUUCUGGUUCAAGGGGCCGAGCUCAGCGGAUCCUCUGAGGGUGACACACUGACUGUAGACCAGAACCUCAAACAACCAGACUACAGAACACCCAGACUGUCCCUCUGAAGGUGUUUAUAAAACCUCAGAUCAUGUUUUUAGACCUCAGAAGGUUUUACUGUUUUAGUUCAGAAACCAAAGAAAACUUUGCACCAUGAAGAGCGGCCGACAUAAACUCAGCCGUCCUCACAGGAAGUAACAGGAUGUCCAGCUUAUGAAAGGAGUUAAAAAUUUGUCUCACCUGCAAACAGCUGACCAAUCACAGCGUGGAGUGGGCGGGGCUUCAGAUGGUAACAGAAGGUUAAAGCUUCAGAAACGAUUAAAUGAGCACUUUGAGCACAGCAAGGCUCUUAUCUUAUUUAACACUAUGAAUUAUGAACCUGUGGAGUCGAUUCCUGGACCAUCAGACUCUGUGGACCAUGUGUGAUCCAGCUCCAGAGACCAGCACUGACCUGGUGUGAGCGAUCCAGUAUAAUGGUUCUGUUAUUCUUUAUGAUGUGAUGUAGAGCAGAGAGUUUAUCAGACUCACUGUGACUCCAGGAGACGGAGCGCUGCUGUGAUUAAAACCAUGCUCUGUGAUUUACUGUCUGUGAAUGUUUGAGUUCAACAUCCUGAACACGUCAGCUUCAGGACUCUGGGAGGGCGGGGUCAGCUCAAACAGCAGUAACUUAACAUUUUAAUAAAAGUGACCAAUCCUCAGAAGUUAAAACAUACUCACUUCAGGAUCUGAUCGUCCCGUCAGCUCUAACUUUAAAAUCUCGCCCUGGUGACUCUCGAUGAAACGGUUUCUCCAGGUCGGACGUCUUCAUGUUGCCUCUCUUUAAAUCAAAUAUUGGAGUCUCAUGUUUGAUAGUAAAUAAAAUUUAUUUUCAUA